CCCUGACCUUAUCUUUUAAAAAAAAAGAAAGACUGAAGAAAGCCAUGUGUUUGGAAACGGUGAUCGAGAUUUCGAAUUAUUGAAAGAAGCGUCAGUUUUGGAGUGUCUAAAAGUCGGACUCUAGUAACAAGCAUUCUUCAGAUUAAGUGUGUGAAAAUGUCAUGAUGAAAGGCGCUAGGACCUCACAAGACUCCCAAGCCACGCAGUCUUCUGCAGGAACUGCAAUGUAUGAAGAAGUAUCUGAUGUACGUACAUCGAUGCGGAGCGCAGCCUUGGGACAGCGGGGGAAAUGGAUGCGGCAGGGGAGUGCGCUGGGGGGCUGGCAGGGCGAGUGACAGUGUACACCACGCUGGGGUGCCCACACUGCCAGCGAGCCAAGUCUCGGCUGAGGGGGCUGGGCCUGCCCUUCUGUGAGGUGGACCUGAGCAGGCACGCCGCGCUGGCGCAGAGGAUCCGGAAGCUGACGGGUGGCAGGACAGCGCCUCAGAUCUUUUUCAACAGCGUCCACGUUGGCAGCAGUGACGACCUGCAGAAACUGGCUCCAGAGGAACUGCAGAGGCUGGUGCGCAUGGUGAGAGAGGAGCCAGUGCCUCUGGAUGCCCCUCCGAUUCCCGGAGAGGAAAACCAACGAAAGAGAGGGAUUCUCAGUGAUGGAGCUGCUGAACUGUCCGAGGAACUGCGCCGCACAAUCCUGAAACUCUAUGCUGAUCACCUCUCUGCAGAUGGAAAGUUUGUAGAUUACAAGGCCAUGUCUAGGAGUCCGAUCUUUGAGAAGUACUGUGAGCUGACCAUCCAGCUCCAGCGUGUGGAGCUGCAGUCUCUGAGCCGUGAAGAGAAGCUGGCCUUCUUCAUCAAUGUCUACAAUGCCCUGGUCAUCCACGGUCACAUCCGCAUGGGCUCCCCCCAGAACAUGUGGCAGCGGUACAGGUUUUUUAACUACGUGAGUUACCUGAUUGGCGGGGCAGUAUUCACCCUGCAGGACAUUGAGAACGGGGUGCUGAGGGGAAACAGGAAGGGUGUGGCCCAGUUAAUGAAGCCCUUCUCCCUGAGCGACCCACGGUUCCAGGUCGCUCUCCCUGACCCAGAGCCUCUCGUCCACUUUGCCUUGAACUGCGGAGCGAAGGGCUGCCCCCCCAUUAAGACCUACACAGCCAAGGAUAUCGCCAGCCAGCUCCGAACGGCAGCAGAGGCCUUUCUGGAGAAUGACGAGGGCUGUAAAGUUGACCCUCUGAGGGGAGAGGUACAUCUCAGCCAGAUUUUCAAGUGGUACAAGGUGGACUUUGGAGAUACUGAUGAGAAGCUACUGAAAUGGGUUUUAAACCACAUGGGUGACUCUCCCAAGAAGUCCAGCCUGGAGGCUCUUCUGAAAGCACCUUGCUAUAAAGUCAUCUACAUGCCCUACAACUGGUCCACCAAUGGCAUGGGCUGAAGUGUCUCUCUUCAGCAGUGCAUGCUGGCUGUGAACAGCAGGAGUAAGCAUGCACAAAAACGCUAUUAGAAAGGAGCUAGCUGGGCCCGGGCCUCCCAGAAAAGCACAGAAAUGGGCAGAGAAGAGAAAGCUCUCCCCUAACUUUGAUUACCAGCUACUGUCCAAGCAAGCCAUAGAGACUCUUCUCACCUGCACAGUAAUAAGAUAGAACACCUGCUGUCAGGAUCUGUUUGUCUUGUUUUUGAAGGUAAAUUGUAUUUUUUUUCUUCCACCAUUUCUCCUUCAGUGGAAUGAUGAUUCAGAGUGAAGGAAAAACAGAGAUGUGUUUUUUCUAUUUCUGCACUGCAUUGGAAAAUUAGGAUUGAGACAACAUUCUCAUUCUCAUUAAGGUGUUGAAAAAUCCAGUCAUGAUUUAGGAAUACUAAUAUCUCAUGAUUUGAAGCAUAUAAGAAAACUAAACUGUUGUCAGGUGACUAUUACGUUGUAAAUUUAAGUCCUGCAGAUCAAGGUAUAAGGUUCAAAGGUCUUUUGUUGCAGUAAAACAGAAUGCGUUACUGUUGAACACACAUACUGCCCUAUGGAUCUUGGGCAAUGCGUAUAAAUAAGUUAGGAUAGUCUUUGAUCAAAUACAAAUUCGUCCAGGUUUUCUCAACAUGAUUGCAGUAAAUACAUAUAUUUCUGUACAUCUAUAAAGUCCUUUUGAGAAAACCAAAUUGCUUUAGAAAUUAAAAGCUUUUAAAAACAUACUGUAAAUAUUGAUAUUGCCCUAUUUUUCCAAAUGCUCUGGUUUACUACCUCCCAAAAACAAGCUGUUAGGGUGAUUGGUUGAGUAAAACUGAUGUUUCUGUUAGGAAAUUUAAAUUCAGAUUUAAAAUUUAAAGCUUACAACGCGUUGACAACCAAGAACAAGGGGGCACUUGUUUACCCAAAGGGUUGUGGGAGUUGAUUGAUGAUGGUGUAUUUCAAGAAACCAGCUACUGUAGUUGAGAUGUUUGGAUCAAUUAACUAUCAAAUACCAGAUGGGCCUCUUCUCAUUUGUAACAUUUAUUUAAUUAACUCCCUUUGUCUGGAAUAGUUCUGCUACAACACUGAGCACAACCUAGUUGAGAAAGGGUUCAGAUGAAGAAGAUGAAAUAGGUCAAACCUUGGAGGCAGGGAGCAUAAACACGUAUUUCCUGUGUCAAGAAAGAGAGGAGUUUCAAAAGAGUGCUAGGUUUAUUGUUCAUGAGAUUUUCAAAGAUACAAGGGCAUGCUACAGGAUAUUAACACUGAGCUUGGCAGCUGCAAAUAAUAAGUUUUAAAAAUUUAGUUUUUAAAUAAGUUUUAACUCCAUCAUCAUUGUCAUGUAUUGAUCGUUCUGUAAGUCCAAACCCAGCAUGUUCCCAUUCAUUGUGAUUAAUGCAAAAAACACAUUUCCUUAAUUUGAUCCUGUUUUGAGAUGUGAAUGGAUGUGAUCUGAACCUUUAUACCCUGUGACACCUUAUACAUAUUAUGCACCAAUCUUUAGAGAACAUCUUCAACUUCAAGAUCUUGGCUGAGAAAGCUGAAAUGACAUAGGAAGCUAUGUGAUCCAGCAUUUCUUCACAAUUUGGAAUGCUGCUCUUACAUUUGUUUGAAAUCUGAUUACAGUGUCACCCGUAAUCGUGUCAGAUGAGUAAGAAAGGUAACCAAAGACUGAAGGUAUGUAAGAAACAAGUCUCCAAAGACUCCUCAAGUCACUGUAGAAAUGAACUCCUACAUCUUUUGAAAUCUUUUGAAAGAAAUUGCACAUUAACAAAACAAACCUUCCAAUACAUGGAGCUAUGCAGGAUAUUUGAUAGAUAUAAUUUCUUGUUAGUGUUUAAUAAAGGUAAAUACAAUCUAAUGUAAAGCACGCAGAGGUAAAUAUAGGUGCCCAGCAGUUUCUCUUCCUUGUGAAGCAAAAUAUUGAUAUGACUGAUUUUGUCUUUUGCCAAGGGUAUACAUUGUAUAAACAAACAUAUUUGGAGCUUUAUCAAUUAAUACAAUCAGUUGUGGUUGAUCAUAAAAUUUUUGAUUGAUACAAAUGUUUGUGAUGUAGCUCUCAAGCUGCUCUGGAGCCUGUUAAGGCAUGAGCUCUCUUCAGCGGACAGCAGCCUGUGGAGGGUGAGCUCAUACGUCACUCUCACAAGGGAAGUUGGUUGUGCUGGGGUUGAACAGGUCAGCUGGGUAACUGUGUUAAGGCUCACCGUUCAGAGUACACAAUGCCGAUCAAAAAUAUCACAAACAAACGACUAAAGAGGUUUAUUUGCUCUGCUAGUUUGCAUUGGGAGAGUGAGAGCACACCUAGUCCUACGAUUGUCACCCCUUUAACAUUCAGCCUGAACCCCUGCCCACUGGGUAAGGUUAACAUUUAUCCCCUGCUAAGACAAAUUUAAAAGUCAAGGCUUUGAUGUGGUCGUAUUUGGAUUACACUAAAGUGAGAACAGUCCUUACUGUCCUCAAGUCUGUAGGUAACCUAUUUGAAACCUUUUGGCUACUUUUUUUUAGUCUGGUUUGAUCAAUUCUAAGGACAGGGGUAGGAGAAAUAUGUGCCAUAUGGCAGAAGGGUUUGUCUUCUGUACCCAGCUACAGACACAGCUUGUCUUGUGGCCUCGAUAGAAGCAAUACUCAGUGACAGGUAAGGAAGGAAUCUGUCUUUUAGUGCAAGAGACAUUGUACUUGCCCGUUGCAUGUGUUUAGUUCAUUAGCAUCGUCUGUACUUGUUGCAUGUGAUAUGAAAUGAGGGCUCUAAUCCAAACCCUUUUAGGACGUUAAUCAGCCUGUUUCCAGAUAGUGCCUUUUUAACAACCCUGCAUGACAGUGAAUACCUCAAUUAACAUCAACAACCCCCCUUCGUUUGCUCGGUGCUGCUAAAAGUGUAUGGGGAAUUUUUUGAUUUUAUCUAUUUUGUUUCUAACUGUGUACUUACCCUUAAUGAGUAUUUUUGCCUCCUGUAUCUACUAAACCAAACCAUUUUUUUAAUUAUCCAGGUGCCUAAUACCAAAUCCAUAUUCCCAGACAUCUCCUUUUUGUGUUAAAAAGUAUACAAUCUAAAAAGAAAUACUGCUACCGAUGCUAAUAUUUGAGAUUACACUGUACCAUAAACUACAGUUUAAUAACACAUUUUGUGCACAAAUACUGCAAACUCAGUUAAUGGCCAAUUAAGAUGCAAUGCAAAAGUCUUGCACAGAUGAGGCAAAUAAUUCCUACUUUACUGUAAUGUUUACUUUCUAUUGAAGUAUAUUAUCAGGAAGAAACCUGCUGUGAUGCAAACUGUGUAAAUUAAAAUGAUUACUAUAAACAUGCUCUGCAUGGAAUUCCCCUGUUGCACAUCUCUUAACUCUUAAGCAAUACAUUUAUGGUUGUAUACAAAUGCAAAAAUGUAUGCAGUGGUUAUCUAAAAUAAAUGCUGUUUUCAACAGAA
Molecule: messenger RNA, 4853 nt
Organism: Lepisosteus oculatus (spotted gar)
Lineage: Eukaryota; Metazoa; Chordata; Actinopteri; Semionotiformes; Lepisosteidae
Source: RefSeq, a predicted model, not a curated record